This is a messenger RNA of Exophiala bonariae, 2274 nucleotides long. RefSeq lists its product as uncharacterized. The coding region runs from base 1 to 2274 and encodes 757 amino acids. Gene Ontology annotation, molecular function: cysteine-type deubiquitinase activity. Gene Ontology annotation, biological process: protein deubiquitination. The transcript has 4 exons. The record is from RefSeq and is a predicted model, not a curated record. Gene Ontology annotation, cellular component: nucleus; cytosol. Lineage: Eukaryota; Fungi; Ascomycota; Eurotiomycetes; Chaetothyriales; Herpotrichiellaceae.
AUGAGUGGCAUCAACCGCUUUCUUUCCAAACGCGAGGGCAAGCGCAACCGCGGCACUGACAACCAUCAUCAUCAUCCCCAUCUACACCACCAUCAGCCUGAGGUUAAAUCGAGCCCUUCCACCUCGAGCCCUGAUGUUGUUGCCAGACCAGUGGAUCCAACCUCAUCGGCGGACUUCUACGGAUUAUUUGACGCCCAUGGACCUACCCACACUCAAGCCGAAGAAUUGAAGGUCAAGACUGUGCGUCAACGCAUUAUCAAAGCCAAAGGGGUCAUGCUACGUGAUGCCCAGAUUCUUUGGGCAUUGCGAUCCAUUUCUGCCGCGGGCGAGGUUGACCCUGCUUGCGACCUCCUACUUGCAAUGUCUGAUGCUUCGGAAGGCAUUGUGACCCCUUAUGACCCGAGAACAAAACUCCUCGGUGCCCAGAACAGACAAGGCGUCACAUGCUACCUCGACUCAACUUUAUUCUCCAUGUUCUCCCGUCUCGAUAGUUUCGAGGCAAUGUUGUACAAUUCAUUCGACGAUCUCUCUCUGAACAAACUGGGUUUCAUGCUGCGCCUUUGGGUGAAUCUGUUGAGAUCCGGAAAGCUCAUCACCACAGAUAUUACAAAGGUGAUGCAAGAAACUCUCGCGGAAUGUGGAUGGGAAGAAGCUGCCGAGUUACAUCAGCAAGAUGCCUCUGAAGCCUUCUCGUUCAUCACUGGGAAGCUUGAGUUGCCUUUACUGACUUUGAAGAUGGACAUCUACCACACCGGGAGAGAAGACACUGCCGAUGACCACAAGUUCAUCAACGAAAGACUCCUCGAGGUCGCGAUCCCGCCAGAUCUCAUCGGGCAGAAAGAUGAGAUCACCCUUGAGGAGUGCCUCGAAGAUUAUUUCAACAACCGAAUAGAGGUUCGCAGAUAUAUGACACGUCGCUCAACGCUCAAUUCCAUACGCAAGUCCAAUGCAAUCCACGUUGAAACGGUGGAAUUGGAUGGGGAUUCCUCUCCAAUCACUCCCAUAUCCUCCUCGCCAAUUCUCAACUCCCCGCUCCGACCGUCAAACCGACUCCGAACCCCGAGUAUUAUACAAGAACGCUAUAUUCCUCGAACCGAAAGCGGCUUCGUGCCUAUGGGAACGACUGAAUCAAAAGAUUUUGCCGGCAGACCACGUGCUGGAAGUGUUCGAAAAGAAGUGAUGAUGCCCGCUUGGCAGUUCUUCAGCCUUAUCCCCUGGUACACUGAUAAUGCUCCGAAGAACGACGCACAGGUUGCCGCUCAUUUUUCAUCCAAGCGACCAAUUCUUGGUCUUUGUCUCAAGCGAUACUCAAUGACCGCAAAUGGAGAUGCGAUUCGCCUCAACACCCAGAUCGAUAUUCCCAUUGAGAUUGGUGUACCUCAUUUCAUUCAGGAUGAUCAAUUGGAGGAAGCUGGGGCCCUUCAUGGUAAUUUCAAACUGUCUCUACAGUCGGUGGUCUGCCAUAGGGGCAACUCGGUUAAUUCUGGUCAUUACAUUGCAUUGGUCCGUGGAACGGCUCCUCCUGAGACAUCGGACAGCAGUCGUGGCAUUGAAGACGGCAGCAAAACAUGGAUGCGCUUUGAUGACCUUGCGCCACAUCGUAUUACCGUUGUUGACAUUGAAAAGGCAUUGAAAGAGGAAACGCCCUAUCUAUUAUUCUAUCAAAUUGCACCUAUCAUAGGGGAUCCUGGUCACAUUACAUCAGGGGAAUAUACUUUGGAUCCCAAUACUGACCGCAAUGCGUCUGUGGGCGAAUUGUCAAUUAUUUCUGCAGCAACUAAUCCUGCAGAUGACAAACAGCCACCAUCAGGGCGGCUGAGCUUUGAAGUUCUAGCUCCCGACGACCCAAGAGGCCGGUCACCCCCAGAAACAAGAAGAGCUAGCAUCAUAUCCUUCUCAGAUCUGCCUCCAGGACAAUCAAUUGAUAGAUUGAAUGUGCCAGCCAACAGUGCUUCUGGCUCCUCCCCUUCAUCAAGUGGCCAGUCUCUUUCAAGAGCGCAGAGCAAAUCAGGUGACGGUUUAGGCCGAAAACUUAGCAAGUUAGCCAGGAGGAGUCGAGAAAUCUUACCUGAUAGUGCCCCCAAGGCCGAGAUCCACGUCACAGAUAUUGGUGAUGGCACAAACUCUGAGCAACAGAGUAUCAACCAACCACCAAAUGUCAGGCAACCUAUAGAGUCACAAAAAGGGCACAAGAGAGAAAAGAGUCGCGUCCGCCUGACGAGAAGCAAAGUCAGGACAGGGGACAAGCCAGACAGAGAGUGUGUGGUGAUGUGA